UACAGUCAUGGCCGAGUUAACAGAAACGUGGAACCUUGACGACUCUUAUCUAAACUUAACGAGCUUUGAUGACUUUGAAAGUAAUAAAACCAACGAGACCAAAACGUUACCAGAUUACUUGACUUUUAAUGCAGACAGCGUGAGAGAAAUUGUCGUCUACAGCAUUCUGUUUGUCGUAGCAGCGACCGGCAACCUCCCGGUCUUCAUCAGCUUGCUCAGGAAUCGUCAGAGGAAGUCCCCCGUGAAACUUAUGAUGUUAAACUUGGCUGUGGCGGAUCUCAUUGUUACCUUUGUCAUGAUCCCCCUCGAAAUUUCGUGGCGUGUCACGGUGGAGUGGAUAGCGGGAACUAUUGGCUGCAAGAUUAUGCUGUUUCUACGAGCAUUCGGACCUUAUCUUUCCUCUAUGGUACUUGUGUGUAUCAGUUUUGACAGAUAUUUUGCCAUUGUCCACCCUCUUAAACUUAACGAUGCCAAGCAGAGAAGCAAAAUCAUGUUAAUAUGUGCUUGGGUUAUCAGUGUAAUCUGUGCUGUACCACAAGUAGGUUCACUGUUGUAG
This is a messenger RNA of Limulus polyphemus (Atlantic horseshoe crab), 556 nucleotides long. RefSeq names its product gonadotropin-releasing hormone receptor-like. Gene Ontology annotation, cellular component: membrane. The transcript has a single exon. Bases 8 to 556 code for a protein of 182 amino acids. Gene Ontology annotation, molecular function: G protein-coupled receptor activity. NCBI's taxonomy places the organism in Eukaryota, Metazoa, Arthropoda, Merostomata, Xiphosura, Limulidae. The record is from RefSeq and is a predicted model, not a curated record. Gene Ontology annotation, biological process: G protein-coupled receptor signaling pathway.